CCGGAGCCUGGGCAGAUGCUGGGACUCGCGGUGCGGCCUCAGCCCGGGCACGGGGGUCGCGACCGGACCCCGAAGUGAAGGGAGUCGCCGCUGGAGAGGGGCUCGGCGCCCGGCGGGGACUGCAGGCGAUGACUCAGGAUGCAGCCAGGGGCCACGACGUGCACGGAGGACCGCAUCCAGCAUGCCCUGGAGCGCUGCUUGCACGGGCUCAGCCUCAGCCGCUGCACCACCUCCUGGUCAGCUGGGCUGUGUCUAAACUGCUGGAGCCUACAGGAGCUGGUCAGCAGGGACCCGGGCCACUUCCUCAUCCUCCUCGAACAGAUCCUGCAGAAAACCCGAGAGGUCCUAGAGAAGGGCACCUAUGACCUCCUCGCCCCCCUGGCCCUGCUCUUCUACUCCACUGUCCUCUGUACACCACACUUCCCGCCAGACUCAGAUCUCCUUCUGAAAGCAGCCAGAACCUACCACCGAUUCCUGACCUGGCCUGUUCCUUACUGCAGCAUCUGCCAGGAACUACUCACCUUCAUCGAUGCUGAACUCAAGGCCCCAGGAAUCUCCUACCAGCGACUGGUGAGGGCCGAGCAGGGCCUGCCCAUUAGGAGUCACCGCAGCUCCACCGUCACCGUGCUGUUGCUGAACCCAGUGGAGGUGCAGGCCGAGUUCCUCGCGGUGGCCAACAAGCUGAGCACGCCCGGGCACUCGCCCCACAGCGCCUACAUCACCCUGCUCCUGCACGCCUUCCAGGCCACCUUUGGGGCCCACUGUGACCUCCCGGGUCUGCACUGUAGGCUGCAGUCCAAGACCCUGGCAGAGCUUGAGGACAUCUUCACGGGGACUGCAGAGGCCCAGGAGCUGGCCUCUGGCAUCAGGGAUGCAGCGGAGGCCCGGCAGUGGCUGAGGACCAAACUGCAGGCAGUGGCAGAGAAAGCUGGCUUCCCCGGUGUCUUAGACACUGCAAAACCUGGCAAGCUCCGCACCAUCCCCAUCCCUGUUGCCAGGUGCUACACCUACAGCUGGAACCAGGACAGCUUUGACAUCCUGCAGGAAAUCCUGCUCAAGGAACAGGAGCUGCUCCAGCCAGGAAUCCUGGGGGAUGAGGAGGAGGAGGAAGAGGAGGAGGAGGAGGACUUGGAAACGGACGGGCAUUGUGCUGAGAGGGACUCAGUGCUCUCCACGAGCUCGGCAGCCUCCCAAGACUCCACCCUGUCCCUCGCCUUGUCCCAGGCCUCAGGGCCCACCCUCUCCCGCCGGUUGCUGACGUCCUUUGUCUCCGGCCUCUCGGAUGGCAUGGACAGUGGCUACGUAGAGGACGGCGAGGAGAGCUCCUCUGAGUGGCCCAAGAGGCCUGGCAGCCAGGAGUGCCGGGGCCACCGCAGGCCGGGGCGGAAGUUCACCAGGAUCUAUAAACUCUUCAAGAGCACCAGCCAGCUGGUGCUACGGAGGGACUCUCGGAGCCUGGAGGGCGGCUCGCUCACAACACCGCCCCUGCGACGGGCAGGGAGCCUCUGCAGCCCCCUGGACAGCCCGGCGCUGCCCCCAACCCGGGCCCAGCGCUCCCGCUCCCUGCCCCAGCCCAAGCUCAGCACCCAGCUGCCCAGCUGGACCCUGGCCCCCGCCUCACGCCCUCAGCGCCGCCGCCCCUUCCUGAGCGGGGACGAGGACCCCAAGGCUUCCACGCUACGUGUCGUGGUCUUCGGCUCCGAUCGGAUUUCAGGGAAGGUGGCUCGGGCGUAUAGCAACCUGCGACGGCUGGAGAACAACCACCCGCUCCUCACACGGUUCUUCAAGCUUCAGUUCUUCUAUGUGCCCGUGAAGCGAAGCCAAGGGACCAGCUCCAGCACCUGCCCAGCCCCUCGGAGCCAGACGCCCCCACUCCCCACAGACUCCCCAAGGCACCCCAGCCCUGCAGAGCAGGGCACAGCCCCAUGGGAGGAGAGCACCAAUGACAUCUCCCACUACCUCGGCAUGCUCGACCCCUGGUAUGAGCGCAACGUGCUGGGCCUCAUGCACCUGCCCCCUGAAGUCCUGUGCCAGCAGUCUCUGAAGGCUGACUCCCGGCCCCUGGAGGGCUCCCCUGCCCAGCUGCCUAUCCUGGCGGACAUGCUGCUCUACUACUGCCGCUUCGCCGCCCGGCCGGUGCUGCUGCAGGUCUAUCAGACAGAGCUGACCUUCAUCACCGGGGAGAAGACGACGGAGAUCUUCAUCCACUCCCUGGAGCUGGGCCACUCUGCUGCCACUCGCGCCAUCAAGGCUUCAGGUCCUGGCAGCAAGCGGCUGGGCAUCGAUGGUGACCGGGAGGCCAUCCCUCUAACACUACAGAUUAUUUACAGCAAGGGGGCCAUCAGUGGACGAAGUCGCUGGAGCAACAUGGAGAAGGUCUGCACCUCCGUCAACCUCCACAAGGCCUGCCGGAAGCAGGAGGAGCUAGACUCCAGCAUGGAGGCCCUGACGCUAAACCUGACAGAAGUGGUGAAAAGGCAGAACUCCAAAUCCAAGAAGGGCUUUAACCAGAUUAGCACAUCGCAGAUCAAAGUGGACAAGGUGCAGAUUAUUGGCUCCAACAGCUGCCCCUUUGCCGUCUGUCUGGACCAGGAUGAGAGGAAGAUCCUGCAGAGUGUGGUCAGGUGUGAGGUCUCACCCUGCUACAAGCCGGAGAAAAGCAGCCUCUGCUCCCCAACCCAGAGGCCCCCCUACCCGCCGGCCCAGGCCGCGCCCGACAUCUGCUCCCUCCUCUGCCUGCCCAUCAUGACCUUCAGCGGAGCCCUGCCCUAGCGCAGCCCGGCACCAGCCUGGACAGGAAGCCCCGGGGCAGCCUCCUUUGAGCCCCCCUUCUCAGAGAGGACAGUCGCUGUGAGGGCCUUGCUCCCCAUGGAGAACUGAGUGGCCCUCUGCUGGGUUAGGGUCCUGCUCUGGGCCCUGCGAUGGGCAAGGGGCAGGGGGGUGAUGGUUUCUGGGGCCUCAGGGCUCUGGGAAAUAAACAGGCAUUAGGGGGAGAGGGGCCUGGCUACACAGCCCCUCAGAUUCCUCACGGUAGAAAGGAGAGGGUUGGGGGGCUCACCUCUGAAGGCCCUGGCUACUAGUGUGCUCUAGGAUCUUUUCUAGAAGAAAGGUCUGAGGCUCUGGUGCUCUAGGGUGUGGUUUAGGCCUCCUCCCAACCCUUGGCCGGGCCCACCCCUUACUUGGUCAAAGACUUGUGUCUGGAGUUCAGUCCCCCUACUCUGGGGUUCAGGUGGUGGAAACGUGGAUGAGACUCUUUUUUCCUGACCUCAGUACCAUCCUCCCCACCUCUCUCUCUCUCUCUCUCACAUACACACACGCACAGACACUCUUUCUCUCCCUCAAGUCCCCUGGGUCUUUUUGAAAACAGCACUAACACUUUACCUGUCUACUGUCAGGACCCGGAACAGAUUCUCUCUGGAGCCCACUUCUGGCUCGAGACUGUGGGAGACAGGACAGGCUUGGAUUCACUAGCGCCUUGGUUACCUUCCAGCCCAAAGACCAGAAGGAAGUUAAUUAGCUCCUUCAAGCCUCCCUUUCCUGAGCACUAAGAUGAGGGGAAAUAACGCCUUCUCAAAGGGUGGGAGGGAAAUUGUCUGCUAAGCUCCUGGUCCAGUGGCUAGCUCAGGGCAGGCGCUCAGUAAAGAUUCGCGGCCUUUCCCACUAAACGCUGACUCCCCCGCCUGGUCCUGGGGUGCUCUCACAGCCUCUGGGAUGCUCUUCAUUCACUCCUCUCCAGUUCCCUGAUGAGGCAGGACCAAGACAGAGGGGGUAAGGAGUGAUCGGUUUUACCCUCCAGAGGAGGAAUUGCCUUUGUCAGAGUAAGAGGAGGGUUGCCCACGUGCCCCCAGCCUUCAUCUCCUUCUCUCCCAGGUUGACCCCUGUGCCCCUACUCCCACCUCACUCCUUGGGCUGAUGCACAUUAUGUGUGGAAUCUUCCAGCCCCAAAGUCCACUGGCACCAUUCUGGCGCCUAGGCAAGACCCCAGAGGAGCAGCAGAUGGAGUGCCUGGCCUCGCGGAGCUUAGUAACUGAUUGGGGUAAAUGGAUGAUAGCGUGAGAGCCCAAAACAUAAAACUGCCAGGCUGGAGUGGUUUGAGGAGUCGGAAGCACGCGUGGGCUGGGGUGCUAGAGUGGAGGGUGGGGCGAGGGCCCGGGAUUUGGACUGGGAGAGCUGGGGAAAGUAACAUGGACGCAGACAAUUGUAUCCUGCAUAGAGUCCCUCCUUCCCUUCCUUCUCCUGCUCCAUCCUGCCUCAAGGGUUCUGGGCUUACAGGAGCCCAUGAAACCCCAGCCCCCAGUACUCAUGACUUGAAAGAAGUGCACAGAGUCAGCUCCUUCCCUGUAUCACCAUUCCUCCCCUGUCCUAGCCGUCUCUACCUGCUCCAGGCUCCAGAAGGGUGGUCGGCCAUAAACCUUCAAUGCUUUUUGUUGUGUGAGCAGGUUGUCCUACACGAUCAAAAGACGUCCAAGAAUAAGCAAAUGGAAUUUAAUAUUAUUGUCAAAUAAAACUUGAUUUGUCCUGUG
Messenger RNA from Diceros bicornis minor, 4523 nucleotides. It is a transcript of the gene PIK3R5, whose product is annotated as phosphoinositide-3-kinase regulatory subunit 5. The transcript has 19 exons. NCBI's taxonomy places the organism in Eukaryota, Metazoa, Chordata, Mammalia, Perissodactyla, Rhinocerotidae. Bases 139 to 2772 code for a protein of 877 amino acids. Gene Ontology annotation, cellular component: phosphatidylinositol 3-kinase complex, class IB. Gene Ontology annotation, molecular function: 1-phosphatidylinositol-3-kinase regulator activity. Gene Ontology annotation, biological process: positive regulation of MAP kinase activity; G protein-coupled receptor signaling pathway. The record is from RefSeq and is a predicted model, not a curated record.